Molecule: messenger RNA, 3781 nt
Organism: Hyalella azteca
Lineage: Eukaryota; Metazoa; Arthropoda; Malacostraca; Amphipoda; Hyalellidae
Exons: 4
Coding region: 101-3013 (970 amino acids)
Biological process (GO): protein targeting to membrane; protein insertion into membrane
Molecular function (GO): olfactory receptor binding
Source: RefSeq, a predicted model, not a curated record
AGAUUUGAUUUAACUUGAUUAUUAUUUAGUUUUUAUCAGUAAUGAACUAUACUUUCUUGAGUAUUUGUAUCUAUAAAUAGCAGUUGUUGCCAAGCGGACAAUGUCGCUGUCAUUGUCCAUGCAUUGCGAUACCAUGAGUGCUGCAGAGCCUCUGAAGGAUUCUCCGCCGAUGUCUGCUGAUUCUGGAUGCGAGACUUCCCCUCCUGAUGCCAGCUCUGCUUACAAUGGAUCUGACGUAGUUGUCAUCCAAUAUAGGACCGAUGAUAAUGCGACCACGCUUGCUAACGACCAUACGCUUAGCGGGGCUACAACGAAUCAUUACGUUGAACAUGAACGAAAUGAGUGCGAUGCCAAUACAUUCAUAGCAUCAGCGUUCCCGAGCUACAAUGAAGCGUUGCCAAGCUUCAAUGCUGUGAUGGAGAGUGGCUCUUCUACUGAGACUGGCUACGCGCAGGGGUUCUAUGUUUAUCCUUAUGGAUAUUCUUAUCCCUUCGUUGUAAAUGAUUACUUGGCUGGGUGCUAUGAGUAUCCCCCGUUCACUUAUGCUUCUACAGAACACUUGGUACAGCCUGAAAAUAAUAAGGAAGGUUCUUAUGAAACCGCCCAGUACCCCCGACAAAAUGACAAUAUUUGGAAUGCUCCCUCGCAUCACGAACAAGCCUUCAGACCUAGAUCCUCUAGCGUUAUGGAUCGGCAAGUUACUAGCUCACUAGCCCACGUUCAAAGGCGAUUUUCGGUCCCUAACCAUCGCGUGUUCGCUCGCAAUGAGCUCGCCAGCAAGCACCGUUCUAUGCCCUCAGGCGAUUCUCAACGAACAUUCACUUCGUCUCGCCGAGCAUAUGACGUGAACUUCCUCGACUACAUGCCAGGCAGCUAUGGAGACCGUCGUCACUCCGCGCCUCCGGAUCAGUUUUGGUCUCGACGAAGACACUUGUCCUCAGAACCUCGAACUGAGCAUGGGUUAUUCCGUAACGAACGACACAGCAGCACCAGGACCGCAAUGAGACGAUUCAGCGUGGACUCGCAUCAGAACUUCCAGGGUAGCGACAGAGCAUUUGACAGCCGUUCGAACUUCACUCCCCCGAUCAAACAUGCCGCUGCUCGUGCGAAGCCAGUUUUGCAGCAGUACAACUGUUAUCAACGUUUGGAUUUGCCUCACGAUUGUGUGGGAAAACCUCUCAUUCUUUCGCCCGACCCGCGUUCCCCAAGGAGUGUGGAGUCACAGUGGCGAGCUCACAUCAGUCUGCUGUUCCGCAACCUGCGAGAGACGUGGCUCAUCACUCGCGCCCCCGACGGCUUCAGGCCUGGCGAGGAUGGCUGGACGGUGUCCAAGGACUUCGCUAAAGUGCGCUUCUACUGUCCCCGCUGUUGCGAUGGCUGGACAAGUAUGUACGGCCUGGUUGUAUUCUAUUUCCGCCGUAACCUGUUCACUAACGAUGGAAGUGCUCAACCACGGCGACCUGCUACGCUGCCUACCCGCCACACCAACCAGUACUCGCAAGAGCAUCAACCAGACCUCUCUGAAAACAACGAGCUUCGUGGAAGACUUCGCAACCCUAAGUAUAACAAAGGCUCCAUGAACUGCCCUCUCGAAAAUGAUGACUGCCUCUCAGCCUCUUCAUGGGUUACUGAUUCGAACGCAUCUCUCGCGACUUCAGAUGCACGCCGUUUUCAUGAGACCCGAAGUACGGAAAAAAUCUCUGGCGAUGCAUCGACCCGCGAGUUUGAAGAGGAAAACGAUCGAUACGGGUUUGGCUAUCACCAAGAGGCGCAGAAUGGUUCCGUGUCGAAUAGUGGUAGUAGCGAGUACAAGAGAACUACGACUGACAGCCAACUUCACGGCAAUGAAACUAACGUGGCCCGAAAUGUAAGCCAACGUCUAGCGGACUCGCGUGGCUGGGGACAAAUUCUCUAUGAAGUUUCCGGUCAGAAGUGUGGCCGAUGCAACCCUGAAAUUUUCGAAAUGCCACUUUGGUACGCUGACGAGGCACAAAAAGUUAUUACAAACUUGUACUACGCUGUAGCCCGCGAAAUCUACGGGCUCUGCACUCCCAGACCCAUCCGGACUCGCCGCCUCGGCCAGCCGGCUGUGUGCCACUAUACCCAGCUGUGUCAAGGCUGCAGCACAGGGCAGUGCAAAGGAGAUUUGUGCUCACUGGGCACGCCUAGCUUCUCUGAUGACAAUGCUCUGGUGGGUGCUACGAACAGCCUUGAUAGUAGUCCUGUGCUUCCAGAACAGUCGAGAGGUGAUGCUGUAGACUGGACAGCCCGCAGUAAUCAAAGAAGCACCUACCCAGGAUUGACGAUGCCUAGCAACACUACUUCAGCCAAUUCAUUCACCACUCAGUCGGCGUCGACUUCAGUCAUUCGUGAGCAAGUUUCGGCUCAAGUUUCUGAGUCGCUUACAUUAGGCAGCGGCUACGAGACUGUUACUAAUCCCGUUGUAGUUCCAAACGGCGAAGCGUAUCACGUGAACUAUGUUAAUGCUUACAAACGCCCUUACGCGAGCGAAUCUUCCAACUGCGCGUCUGCAAACCAAGGGUCUACUUUAGCAGACAACAGCCUCGACGAAGAUAAUGACAACCAGUUAUCAAAUCGUUUCGCAGGUUUGGAGGUGCAAUCUGACGGGAACGUAGGUGGCCUGCUUACAUACUGCUACCCACCGCCUUCGAUGCCAGCCAUGCAGUUCAAUGCUCAGCUCUCGACUCAAUACGUGACUCUGAAUCAUGAGCAAUCUAUUAUUCCUGAAGCAUUCGUGUCUGGAUAUCCUGUUCAAUUCGCCCAUCUUGCCGCGCCCAUCGCUUUCCCUGCGCAAGUUCCAACCCAGCCAGAUGCCGCGCACCCCACCGCCAGACCUCUUCAUGGCCUUGUUUCACCUACUGGCGCUGAGGUAAUGCCUUCUCUAGGCGUUGCGUCCGGGGCGAUAAACGAUGGAGGUUUCGUUUCGUAUUCCGUUCGCGCCUGCCUUCCUUUGGCGGUUCCUGGAACUGUAGGUACUUACUCUGCAUUUUAAAAAUCAAUGUUGCUGACUGGCGCUAUGUUUAGAACGAGUAAGGCGCACGGAAAAAGUUUACAUCUGACGCCGGCAGUUCAAUGGAACAUUAAGUUUUUUCUGAGUUUCGUUUGCCGUGUGUCAAUUGGCAAUAGUACGUAGCUUCGUUAUUAGAUUAGUUUUAGUGACGAGACCCUCGACGAAGGGUUCGGCUUCGUUUACAUUGGACUCGUAUAACCGAUUUCCCAUCGUUCAUUUUACAGUUGAGUUACGUUCGUGACAUUAGUAGAGUAGAUGUUGAAGUUCGCACAAUCUAACUCAAGUGGUUUAAAAAAUGCUGAUGCGCUACUCUAAAAUAUUUUCGGAUAAUCAACCUCAACCAAAGCUCCUUUCAAAUGUAUGCGUUGGCCUCGAGGACAUUUUCAGUAAAUAUUGCGCUUCUUUUAUGAUAUUACAUCGGUCUAAGUUAAAGGCCAUAAUCUGUCAUAAUUUCGAUGUGCACAUCUGGUUUGUGGAAGGCGGCGCUUGUGUUAGAGUUAAAUUUCAUACUUUAGGCGAGACAUAAGAUCUAAUUUGCAUAAUAAGUGGCAUAAUAAUGCAAUCGGGCAUAAUAAUAGAAUAGUUUAAUAUUUUAUCCUCGUUGUCGGCACGAUGAUCGCUUUUCUCGUUCUACCUUUACCUUGACCGUUCUUAUUCGUUUUAGUUAAUAGUAUUUUUAGCGCUCUGAGCGUUUUUUUUUUCCUGUCAUACCUACUUGUAUUUGCGCAGUUACUAAAAGUUCUUACUGUG